This is a messenger RNA of Lathyrus oleraceus (garden pea), 753 nucleotides long. RefSeq names its product thioredoxin H3. The coding region runs from base 103 to 495 and encodes 130 amino acids. The record is from RefSeq and is a predicted model, not a curated record. NCBI's taxonomy places the organism in Eukaryota, Viridiplantae, Streptophyta, Magnoliopsida, Fabales, Fabaceae. The transcript has 3 exons.
AUAGUGAAAGUCAUCAUCCUAACAAAAACUAAAAUAACUUCUUCUCAUCAUAGUCUACAAAUAAAUCUUAUUUUCUCUAACUCCCCAAAAGAAAUAAGCAAAAUGGGAGCCAACUCAUCCAGCAUGGAGUGUCCUCCUCGUACAUCAUCAGCAAAAUCAGCAUCAUCUCACAUUCUCUCUUUCCAUUCCACUGCUAAAUGGAAGGCUCAUUUUGAUGCAUCCAAAGAAACUAACAAGCUGAUGGUGGUUGAAUUUACGGCUACAUGGUGUGGACCUUGCAAAUUCAUGGAUCCAAUCUUUCAAGAUUUUGCUGCAAAAUAUAUUAAAGUUGAUUUCAUCAAGAUAGACGUGGAUGUAUUAAUGGGUGUUGCUCAAGAAUUUCAGGUGCAAGCAAUGCCAACAUUCAUAUUGAUGAAGAAAGGAAAAAUUGUUGACAAGGUGGUAGGAGCAAAAAAGGAAGAUCUUGAAAAGUUGAUCGAAAAGCAUCAAAACUGAGUCUCUAAUCUUGGACAUGGUUAAGGAUGUGUGAGCAUCAUAAAGGAACAUGAAUAAGAAGAAAUUAUUCAUUGUAUCUCUCGUUGCCAUUUACAUGUUUGUGUAACUUAGAUUAAUGCUUUUGACGUGCAAAGCGUUUUUGUGUAACUUCAGUCCAAGUUCUUUUUAUAACUUAUAUGUACUAUAAGUGUAAAUUUGUUUUACACAUGUAUGAUGUAUCUAAUUACAUUUUAUCAUGAGAUAUUUAUUUGUUUUACA